Molecule: messenger RNA, 1507 nt
Organism: Asparagus officinalis (garden asparagus)
Lineage: Eukaryota; Viridiplantae; Streptophyta; Magnoliopsida; Asparagales; Asparagaceae
Product: ethylene-responsive transcription factor RAP2-7-like
Exons: 10
Coding region: 335-1183 (282 amino acids)
Biological process (GO): regulation of DNA-templated transcription
Molecular function (GO): DNA binding; DNA-binding transcription factor activity
Source: RefSeq, a predicted model, not a curated record
GGAUUCGUCACGUCGAGCUCGUCGGCGUGCUCAAUGCCGAAUCUCGAGCGCCGCCGGCGAUGAGGAGUCUUGCUCCACUAAGGAGCUAGGGUUUCAGUUCGAGAUUUUGAAGGGUCGGAGGGGUUUCGCUACGAAGGAGCUGUUGCCUGCGGGCGGCGAACGUGCCCGCGGAGGUGAGGCACGUGCCGCACGUGCAGAAGCAGAAGCAGGUGAAGGGUGGCGGGGCGAACAAGGCCGGAGGAGCUCGUAGUAUAGAGGGGUUACUUUUUAUAGGAGGACUGGGAGAUGGGAGUCUCAUAUUUGUUUUCUUUUCUUUCUUUCUGUUUUUUUUUGAAUGUUUUUGUUCAGGGAUUGUGGCAAACAGGUCUAUUUGGGAGGAUUUGAUACUGCUCAUGAUGCUGCCAGGGCAUAUGAUCGAGCUGCAAUCAAGUUUCGAGGGGUUGAUGCCGAUAUAAACUUCAAUCUUAGUGACUACGAUGAGGAUCUGAAACAGAUUAGGAAUUUGACUAAGGAGGAGUUUGUUCACAUACUGAGACGUCAGAGCAAUGGGUUUUCGAGGGGGAGCUCGAAGUAUCGAGGGGUGACUCUUCAUAAGUGUGGUCGAUGGGAGGCUCGGAUGGGCCAAUUCCUUGGCAAGAAGUACAUGUACCUUGGGUUAUUCGACAGUGAAAUAGAAGCUGCAAGGGCUUAUGACAAAGCAGCUAUCAAGUGUAAUGGAAGGGAGGCUGUGACAAAUUUCGAGCCAAGUUCUUAUGAAGCUGAUAGUGAAGCUAUUGGUCAUGGCCUUGAUCUGAACUUGAGUAUUUCUCAACCGAAUGUUGGUAGUCCAAAGAAGAGCAAUCACCCGAUGGGUCUCCAAUUCCAUUUUGGCUCUAUUGAAGGUUCUGAUGCAAAAAAAGCUAGGAUUGACAAUCAUCCAUACAUUCUCGGUGGUCAGCCACAUAUACCUGUGGUGACAUCUGAGCAUCCCCAAGUAUGGGCUUCUCUACGCCCCAGUUUCUAUCCCUCUACAGAGGAAAGGGCACCAGAGAAGAGGCCGAUCAUUGGUUUGCCUUCUAUCUCCAACUUGACAUGGCAAAAGCCUCUGUUAUCUUCUGCAGCAUCAUCAGGAUUCUCCACUGUCACAGCCAAAACUACCACAGGUCCUCCACCGACCACCAAUUAUUAUUAUUUGCGGAGCUGAAGGCACUCGAAAACUCAUUCCAAAGGUGCAAACAUGGUUAUAUGUGUGUGUGUAUAUGCAUGUAUUCAUGUACGUGAGACAAUAUAUUUAACAUGUUAUAUGUGUGUGUAUAUGCAUGUGUUCAUGUACGUGAGAUAUUGAACAUAUUAUACUAAAAACACCUAUGCUAGAAACUUGGAGGCAAAGCGAAGGAUAUUGUUAUGUAAAGUAAUAAACCAGGGUGGUGCAUGUUUUCAUUAACAUCAUACGUAUCGUAUGCAUUACUGUAUAUUUCCGAUUGUACUAAAAUUUCAUACUAUUUUGUUAUUGAAAUCAGUGUUCUUA